GAGACUGGGCAUGCCAGGGGGCUGCAGGGUGGAGGGACAGUGACAAUGGAAAACAGCACAGACAGCAGCAAGAGGAGUCAGUCUGGACAGUGGGAAGUUACACCCCAGCCCCCCGAGAAGGGCUACCCAGCCUCCAAAGGGUUAUAUGGGAUGACAAGCUGGUGCCUGCCAGAGGCAGGGCUGAUGGAACUGACGGACCUCAGCUUAGACAACAGGAAGGACUUAGCUUUGUGAAGCACCAGGCUCAAAUUCCAGAGUAACUGGCUGGUGGAGAGGCAGCGUGGACACCGAGCGGGCCUCAGGAGCCUCUCAGCUGAUGAGGAGCUUGGAGGCUCACACACCAUCUUGUCUGGAUCGGGAACAAGUGACUUGAAGUGCAGUGCAUCAUGGCCCAAGAUCUAAGUGAGAAGGAGCUGCUGAAGAUGGAGGUGGAACAGCUGAAGAAGGAAGUGAAGAAUCCAAGAGCUCUGAUUUCCAAGACGGGAAAGGAAAUGAAGGAUUAUGUGGAGGCCCAAGCAGGAAACGACCCUCUUCUCAAAGGGAUCUCUGAGGACAAGAAUCCCUUCAAGGAGAAAGGCGGUUGUAUGAUAAGCUGAUGCGGCCAGAGCCCCUCAUCCUGACUGUCCCCACUCCCUACCCAGAACCAAGUGUCAGGGACACCCUAGGAACAAUGGAUUUCCACCUUCUCUAAGUUGCAGGAUGAGUAAAGUUACCUGAUUGCCUGUGAAUUCAUUCCCAGAUCCCACCCAGCUCUUCUCCCCCACUAUCUCUUCCACCCUCUGGGUCCCUGCUGACCCCACUUGAAAACACUCAGAGGAGAAUGUCCCUGGCUCAGCAGUUGGCAUCUCAGGUGGUGGGGUCUGAAAAGCCUGUAGUCCCUGGGGGUGCUAGAGGGUGAUCCCUAGGAAACCUUCUCUUUCUCCUCCACCGUCUUCCUAGGGACAAGCAUUCCCAUCAGAAUUGGGGCAGGCCCUAUUCCCCAUCUCAAAUCUGAUCCUGCAGUCCUCCUGCCAAGCAUUUCCAUCACCCCAGAUGUCCUGAAAGACAAAAAGAUAGUAAAGUAGCGAGCUCAUGAUUUAUUUAUUAUUGUGUGUCAGUUAUGGGCCGGGCACUAGGAUAGAAAUGGGCAAGACUAACAGGGCUCUGAUUUUAAUGGAACUUGUCAAGGUAGACGUGGAAGCAGGAGUUCACCAUUAAAUAGUAAGUGGCCCUAUGGGGAAAGGAAAAUCAAGGAUGAUGUAAGAACACACAACCUCCAGGACAACGAACAAUGUCAAGGUGACCCAGUGGGGGCAGGGGAGUGACGAGACAUGAGGCCAGAGAGGGAGAUGAGAUCUUGCUAUGGACUCAGCUAAGCACCUGUGUAGGGACGCGUAGGCCAGUAGGAAGCCCAGGAAGUUCCUGGCCGUGGUGAGCAGAAGGAAGGCUGGACUCUGCGAAGGGCACAGUGGAGGAGGGUGAUUCUGGGGCCUAAUCUCUGUGGGAUAUGAUGGGGUGGAGGGCUUAGGAAGAUGGUUAGUCCAGCAGAAUGGGUGCAUUAUGUCCUGGGAGGGAGGACAGGAAAGGCCUCUAGAAGGAGGUGAUAGUCAGAGCUGAGUGCUAAAGGGGUAAGUUGUAAAUGGAGGCAGCCUAUGCAGCCCCGGUUCGAUCUCUGGCAGCUGGUGAGGAUCCCACAUGGUGUGCAGACCUCUCCUGCCACCCACUGCUCCCCUCAGCAGUGUACUUUGUCCUUCUGCCUGCUCUGCUCCCCGCUCUGGCUCUGGUGA
Molecule: messenger RNA, 1766 nt
Organism: Talpa occidentalis (Iberian mole)
Lineage: Eukaryota; Metazoa; Chordata; Mammalia; Eulipotyphla; Talpidae
Gene: GNGT2
Product: G protein subunit gamma transducin 2
Exons: 4
Coding region: 387-596 (69 amino acids)
Biological process (GO): G protein-coupled receptor signaling pathway
Cellular component (GO): heterotrimeric G-protein complex
Molecular function (GO): G-protein beta-subunit binding
Source: RefSeq, a predicted model, not a curated record